Molecule: messenger RNA, 2489 nt
Organism: Selaginella moellendorffii
Lineage: Eukaryota; Viridiplantae; Streptophyta; Lycopodiopsida; Selaginellales; Selaginellaceae
Product: KH domain-containing protein HEN4
Exons: 8
Coding region: 46-2028 (660 amino acids)
Biological process (GO): regulation of gene expression
Cellular component (GO): cytoplasm; nucleus
Molecular function (GO): mRNA binding
Source: RefSeq, a predicted model, not a curated record
UUGGCUAUGGCGGAUAGGGUUUAUCGCGGCUAAGGAAAGCGAGGGAUGGAGGGCGCGCGCUACGCGCACAAGCGAUCGCAUUCCCAGUUUGAGGAGGAUUCCGUCGAUCGCAGCGUCCGGCAGAGGCGGCGAGGAGGUUUCGAGCGGACUCCCGAGGCUGCCGCUCCUCCCGUCGACGAUGUGGUGUACAGGAUUCUCUGCCCCGGGGCCAAGAUCGGCAGCGUCAUUGGCAAGGGCGGCAGCAUCAUCAAAUCGCUGAGGAACGAGACGGGCGCCAAGAUUAAGGUCGCGGAUGGGAUUCCAGGGUCGGAUGAGAGGGUGAUUUUCAUCUCCGCGUCGCCAAGGGAGAGGCGGGAAGGUAAGCCUCGGGGUGGGAGCAAGGAAAUGGACAAGGACAAGGAGCAAAAUGGCGAGGAGAGCACACCUCUUCCAGCGUCACAGGAGGCGCUGUUCAAGGUUUUUGCUAGGAUUGUAGAGGGCGAGGAGUUUGAUGAGGACGAGGAUUCUUCCAGGAAUGUCACUGCGCGGCUGCUGGUGCCGAGCAACCAGAUUGGCUGCUUGCUCGGCAAAGCCGGGAAGAUCAUCGAGCAAAUGAGGGUGGAAUCCGGGGCACAAAUUCGUGUUCUUCCCAGGGAGCAGCUUCCAAAGUGUGCAUAUCACACUGACGAGCUCGUCCAGUUGACUGGAGAGUUGGCUCUCGUGAAGAAAGCUCUCACGACGAUCUCGACUCGGCUCUAUGACAAUCCUCCCAGAGACAAGCCUCCUCAAGCAGGGCAUUUAGGACCUUUUCAAGAGUCUACUAUUCUACCGGGUACGUUACUUCCUCCGGGAGCGUUUUUCCCCCAGGGGAAUGCUUCCAUUGCUCCGGGUCAGCUAGGGGGGCACUUGGUCGGUAUCGCUCCUCACCUAGGUGGUCUUGGCGGCUCGACUUGGUCUUACGGAGCCUCAGCGUUUCCUUUGGCACACGGACUCCCUGGUGGUGGUCGGGUAAAAGACGAGACAGUCGAGGGAGAAUUUGCCGUAAGGUUGCUAUGUCCGAAUGAGAAGAUUGGCAGCGUGAUCGGCAAGGGUGGUAUGAUCAUCAGAUCGAUCCGGGAGGAAACUUGUGCUCGGAUCAAGAUUGCGGACGCGGUGGCCAAUGCAGAGGAACGAGUCAUACACAUUACUUCUAAUGAGGUACUUCAUGAGCAGGUAUCUCCAGCUCUGGAAGCUGUACUACAACUCCAAAGCCGGAUUUCUGAUCCAAGUGCCGAGAAGGAUGGAGCUAUGACAACCCGGUUCUUGGUUCCAUCCGCAAAUAUUGGCUGUUUACUUGGGAAGAAAGGUAGUAUUAUUGCUGACAUGAGAAGGAACACUCGGGCGAAUAUUAGAGUUUUGUCCAAAGAAGCUUUACCCAAGUGUGCUCAUGAAGACGACGAACUUGUUCAGGUUGUAGGGGAUAUUACUGUGGCCAGGGAUGCUGUUAUUGAAAUCAUAACCAGGUUAAGAGCAAACAUAUUUUCAGAGCACAUGAAAAAUGUCUCGAGUAAUCCGGGUCUUGGGGUCCAAGGGAGCGUGCCUGUCUCAUCGACGUAUGAACCAAGGCAUGAACCAUCUCCAGGAAUGUUUUCUCUACCCGGUCUAGGUUCUCAGGGUCUACGUUCUUCCAUACCCGCCACCCCAAGAAACUGGGGUCUACAGGGUGCUGCUGGUGGACUUGGCGCUCUCUCAUAUGUUGGAUCAACACCAACAGCUGCCAGUUUUGGAACUGGCAGAGCAGGAUCUGGACUGGUGGCAAGUGUUGCAGGUACUACGAUCGAGAUAACCAUUCCAGGAACGGUAAUUGGCUCUAUUAUCGGGAAAGGGGGGAGCAAUAUAGCUCAGAUACGCCAGAUCUCCGGAGCUAAAGUGAAACUUCAUGACCCCAAGCCCGGGUCCGACAAGCGCAUAAUCGAGAUAUCUGGCGCGCCCGAUCAGGCGCAAGCUGCUCAAAGCCUGCUGGAAGCGUUUAUGUUCACGGCACAGACCCAAGCAACUGGACUCUACUGAGCUGCGAGCUAUACUACUAUCACUACUGCUACUACUACUGCUACUACUACUUGUGUUACUACUACUACUGCUACUUCAAGGAGCCACAUUUCCCCAUGCUGAAGCCUCUCAACCUUUAAAACACACUCAGGAAGAGCCGAGCUAUUUGAGAAGCCUUUAAUCGUCUAUAUCUCCUCCUCUUGCUUUUUUAAUUCUUCUCCAUCAUCAUACGGUGGAACUUUGAAGCCCGGAUAUCACUUCCUUGAAGCUCUGAGAAGCUUGUUUUCUUGUGACAAAAGGCCACCUACAACCACAACGACCCGACCGAGGCCACCUUGUAAUACGAACUGUGUCGUGCAUUGGUUUUUUCAUUUUCUUUCAUUUCUAACGUUUUAGUGGACUUGAGUUUUGUGAAACAACAAUCUAAGCAAAAAGAAAGAGGAGAUAGGAGAAUCUUAAUUUAUCAAAAUUAUUUUUUUAUU